Hibiscus syriacus is the source of this 1241-nucleotide messenger RNA. RefSeq names its product teosinte glume architecture 1-like. The transcript is spliced from 4 exons. The record is from RefSeq and is a predicted model, not a curated record. Bases 232 to 1119 code for a protein of 295 amino acids. Gene Ontology annotation, cellular component: nucleus. Gene Ontology annotation, molecular function: DNA binding. Lineage: Eukaryota; Viridiplantae; Streptophyta; Magnoliopsida; Malvales; Malvaceae.
UUGGCCUUAGUGCUUUCGGAUUCGAGUUGGACCGUUUUCUAUUUCCACAGUUGUUUCAUCGUCUCAUCUGCUAGAUUUUUGGGAUUCUCUCAGAAAAAUGAUGAUGGGCUAUGGCUUGAGGAGGAUUGAAGGCUAGCUGAAUGUUGCUGCAAUAUUGCCUUCAAGGCUUGACAUUUUUGGAUUGAGAAUUGGAGUAAUCUUAAAUAUAUUAAGUGUCCUAGGAUCCCAUCGAUGGAGCCGUCAUCAUCGAUUUCAUUUAAAAGGGCUCGGCCUCCUGGCAGGGGAAACCGAGUACCUUCGUGCUUGGUCGACGGUUGCACCACGGACCUCAGCAAAUGCAGGGACUAUCAUAGACGUCAUAAAGUAUGUGAAGUUCAUUCCAAAACACCAAAAGUCACAAUAAGGGGUCAAGAACAACGAUUUUGCCAGCAAUGCAGCAGGUUUCAUUCUUUGGUGGAGUUCGAUGAAGAAAAACGAAGCUGCAGGAAACGGCUCGACGGACAUAACCGAAGACGUAGAAAACUGCAACCCGAUUAUCUGUCUGUAAGUCCAGGAAGAUGUCUUUCCAAUCUCCAAGGUUUUAGACAUACACAGUUCGGUAGCCACCAAGUGUUAGCCCCUAUUGUCAUAACCUCUUCUUGGUUGGGGACCGUCAAAGCCGAAACCGAUAUAAGCUUGGAACCGGAGUUAAACUUUGGCAACCUAAAUGGUUCCUUCCGUGGAUCUUUACCUCACAACUACAUAGGAGAAGAGCAAUUCUCGUUCUUACAAACCAAUAAUUCCUCACUUCCCGGAGUGUCCAUUUGCCAACCGAUUCUCGAUGUCAAUCCUUCAUCAAGCAAUGGUUGCGAUCGUGCUCGCUGUCUUCUGUCAUUGCAGCUGGCUGAGGCUGGGGAGAUCGGUUUAAGCCCCAUGGUGCAAUCUGGAACAACUUCAUCCUUAAUCCCAAACUUGCAGUUUUCUUGUCUAGCAAUGCAGGGCAAACAGGAGGGAACUAUGCUAGCCACUGAUGACAGUAGUAACACCAACCUCCACGAAAACGAAAUGUUUCGAAAUUGGCGUUCUGGCUCGUUAUCUGCAACCGGGACUCACCAGACACACUCCUCCUCAUGGGAGUAAUAUUCACCAUUGCCAUCCAUUUACCCUUCGAAUAGAUUGGUUUAAGUUGCAAAUGUUAGUAAGUUUAGAACAUUAAUGUAGAUUUUAAAUGAGUUCCCUAUGAUGUAUGGAUCUUUGGAACG